Messenger RNA from Penaeus chinensis, 1205 nucleotides. Its product is annotated as UPF0184 protein AAEL002161-like. Lineage: Eukaryota; Metazoa; Arthropoda; Malacostraca; Decapoda; Penaeidae. The transcript has 2 exons. Bases 70 to 330 code for a protein of 86 amino acids. The record is from RefSeq and is a predicted model, not a curated record.
GUGACUGAUGUAAACAAAAGAAGACGACAGGGGAGCCAGAGACGAAAAUCUACCUUUGAGUACAUCAACAUGAAGAAAACCAUGUCGGAAACGAGCAACGGGCCUGCUGAAAAGGAAGAACAGAGGGACACGAAUGACGAGGAAGAUAUGGAAGAAGAUAUGGAAGACUAUGACGAAGAGGAGUUCUCCAAGCUAAAUGCUGAAUUAGAUGCUUUGAACACAGCCCUGGAUGCCAUUGAGGAAAAGAAUGAUUUCAUCAAUGUUCGCUUACGGCAGAUACUGAUGGAAAACAAGUCUCUAAGAGAAGCUGAAGGAUCAGGACAGAAAUGAGUUGCAUAGAUUUUUCUGAGGUCUACAUUUCAUUCAUUUUUAUUUUUUAAGAGACCGUUAUUAUGUGUAUUUUUGUGAAGAAGACUAUAUUGUUAUUAUUAGAUUAUUUUUUAUUGAGUUAUUGCAUAUUUAUGUAUUCCUGUGAAUUGCCAUUGAUUUCAUUGUAUCUUUCAAAAGGUUUCUUGAUAUCAUUUUUUUCUAAUAGUCUGAUACUUAAAUAGGGAAACGUAGAUAAAUAUAGGCUUUAUUUUACAUCAUAUGGAAUUAUAUAAGUGCAAGUACAGAGAUUUAUCCUAAAAAAAAAAACUGGCCAACAAGGAACAGUAGAUUCAUUAGAUGAUAAAAAAAUCUAAUAGAUUCUACGAAAAAAGUACAUGAUAAUUUGACAUCUUGGAGUUGAAAGCUGUUUGUAAAACUAUACUGGUUUGAACCAUGCCAGAAUAUUAGUCCUAAGAUCAUUCAUAUUUUGCAGUUGUUUCUACAUGCACAAAUAUACAGACACAUUAUUUCCAGUCAUACAGGAUUAAUUGUUCUGUUUGUUGGUUAUAUUAGGGACAGGAUGAAAUAUACUUUAUUGUUUAUUAAGAUGUAAUUUAGUGUCAAAAAUGAUAGCCAUAUAUAUGUACAUAUAUUAUUUAACAUUUUGAAUGUACUUUUGGAAGAAAUAUGUAGUUACAAAAGAAUUAAGAAAAAUUCUGUGACCCUAAUGACUAGUAUUAUAUGGCUAUUGUUUGAAGGACAUCAGAAUAUACUGUCUUAAUGUGUAAUUAUGCAAAUACUUCUGUGUACAAAUCCAUUCCAGUAGACAUUGUAUAGCUCCAUAUUCUAUGUAUAUGUUGUGUAUAUGAUUGAUAUAAAGUAAUUCUGAACUAUCA